AUGCAUCUCUCUCCCUGCCAUGCUGCCAUCCCACCAGGUGUGUGUAGCACGGCCGUGCUGCUGGGUCUGGCUGAACACGACGGUUUUUUAGUUGACUCAAAAUCCAUCCCAUUCUCAUCUCUUGCUGCCCUCCCCAUCACCACCCGUCCCACCAGGCGUGUGCCGCACGGCUGUGCUGCUGGGUCUGGCUCAACACGACGGGCAGGACGCUGCCACGGUGAGAGUGAGAGUGGGGGUGAGGGUGAGAGUGAGGGUGAGAGUGGGGGUGAGAGUGGGGGUGAGAGUGAGAGUGGGGGUGAGGGUGAGAGUGAGGGUGAGAGUGGGGGUGAGAGUGGGGGUGAGAGUGGGGGUGAGAGUGAGGGUGAGAGUGGGGGUGAGAGUGAGGGUGAGAGUGGGGGUGAGAGUGGGGUGAGAGUGGGGGUGAGAGUGGGGGUGAGAGUGGGGGUGAGGGUGAGGGUGAGGGUGAGAGUGAGAGUGAGGGCGAGAAUGAGGGUGUUGGGAGUGGGCGGGGUGCCAGAGCGAGCCGUAUGGCUGCUGGAAGUGGCUCGCCAGGUGGAGGAUGUGGAGAGGCUAAGGGGCAGGUAUGGAUGUGGAGAGAAAAGGGGCAGGUAUGGAUGUGGAGAGGCUAAGGGGCAGCCGGAGGACCAGCUCGCAUUGGGCUCGUAUGCACCGCCGACAGCAGCUGCUUUGCUGCAACCCUCGUCCUUCCCGCCCCUCUUCUCUCCGGACCUGCUCACGCGCGCCAAAGCUGGUGCUGCUGCCAGGUGCGAGUCGGUGGUGAGAGCAACUCAAGGCCUGCUGUGCGUCCCUCCCGCACCUCCUGCUUUCCCCCUGCAGCAGCAGCAGCAGCAGCAGCAGCAGCAGCAGCAGCAGGGGGGGGGACGGCAUAGAGGAGGCGGGGCAGCGCCUGGUGGAGCUGCGUUCCGAGACAUCUCUCAACCUGUGCAUUCCUCCCGCUUCCCCCAUGCCUCCUCCCAGCAGCAGCAGCGGGGACAGCAGGGGGGAAGGCAUAGAGGAGGCGGGGCAGCGGCUGGUGGAGCUGCUUCUGAGGCGCAUAAAAAAUGCACACCCCUCCGUCCCCUAUGCCGCCUCUGA
This is a messenger RNA of Closterium sp. Naga37s-1, 1095 nucleotides long. Lineage: Eukaryota; Viridiplantae; Streptophyta; Zygnematophyceae; Desmidiales; Closteriaceae. The record is from the annotation of a GenBank genome assembly.